This is a messenger RNA of Kwoniella botswanensis, 1608 nucleotides long. RefSeq lists its product as uncharacterized. The record is from RefSeq and is a predicted model, not a curated record. Lineage: Eukaryota; Fungi; Basidiomycota; Tremellomycetes; Tremellales; Cryptococcaceae. The transcript is spliced from 2 exons. The coding region runs from base 1 to 1608 and encodes 535 amino acids.
AUGUUGUCGAUACCGGAGGAGUACGAGAUAAUCGAUUGUACGCAACCCCAGAAGGUUGAACCCUCUCAACGCCUCCCACUGCCAAACAGACUACAUAGAGCAGGAUCGAUCCUCGACGACCCCACAUUCCUUCGUUUCUCCCAUUACUCCCCACCGAUAAAGUCACCUUCUUUCAGUCAAAUACCAAAGCCCGUCCCCCCGUUUCCUUUAGGUGCAGCUCAUGCCGCUCUGGUAGAAGGUAUAGAUGAAGGGAUCUGGAGAGCCGUCAAAAAAGCCAGAAAGGAAGAGCGAAGGGAGGAGAAAAGGAUUAUCAAGAGGCAAAAGAGGGAAGAAGGUCAAAGAGAGGUGUUGAGCAGGAUUAGUAGUGGGUUGGAAGUGGUGUGCAUCUAUGACGACGAAGAUGAGGAAGGAGAUGAGGAGGGAGAGCUCUACACACUCGAAGAGGCAUCAUAUCAGACUGGGACGAUAGACGACGAGCAGUUAGCUUCACCCAUGACACCUUCCAUCAAAGAAUCAUUCCCUCCCCCCUCAGCAACACCAUUAUCGACGGCGCCAAGGCCAUUCCAAUCCCAUACUCAGAAUACCUUUGACGAUCUGCCUGCCACUCAGCCGGAUAUACUUGAACCUCUCGAAGAUAUUUCGAUUCCCAUCGACACAGAUCAACUUUCGUCUGAGGUUUCUCGGCUGCCUUCUGGACAAGAUAUCCAUACCUCUUCUGAGGUGACCAACAUCAUCACUGCUGUCGAAGCUGGAUAUUCUACAUCAGAUGUUAUGUUGUCAGAUCCAGCCGAAAUCGAGAUGACGAUUGCGGAAGAAGGAAGUCAAGUCUUGGAUGUACAAACGUCAUGUUCUUCAGAUAUAAUACAUUCAUCAUCAUCCGCUAUCAGUCCAGAGAUGGGUUCCAUUCAAGAGAGACAGACACAGGGAUCUUUUGACAUGGCAGGAGUCAACACUGUAAAUGAUAUCGUACGAGGUGGAAACUCGAUAUCACAGAGCGCAACUUCGACGGAUGCAAGUCAUGUGGAACCGUCGGGCACCUCGCUAACUUCCCAGCUUUCUGAUUUGAUCACCGCAUCCGAGGUAUCUCAGAAUCUACCACCAAUAUCCAAUCAAGAUGAACCUGAGAAGCGAGAUACCGGUUCAUCGUCUUCAUUCUACACUCCAUCUCCCACCCCAGCUGCGAUCCGAGCUUCGACCGAUCCCAAUGGUCAACUCACCCAUCCCAAUCGUUCCCCAACUACAACCAUCCUUGAAACACCUGUUCGACCAAGUGAUGAGGAAGAUAUAUGCCCUUCAUCUCAGUUUGAGGAUCAUUAUUGGGAUAGCCCACUAGCUAAUCUAGGUAGAGGUGUGCCGAAACCCAGUAGGAAUCAUGUUACAAAACCUAUUCCGUAUUAUAUAUUUCAAGCUCCGAUUUCCCCGUCCUACAAAACAGGAGCAACUUCGCAUGCAAAUGGAGAAUCGACCAAGGCAAAGUUCGAUAUGAGAAAAACCGGAUACCUACCUACACCAUCGCCUUCACCGUCACCUACGAAACUGCCGAAACCGAAUUUCAGAGGUCAUGUCAUUCCUGGUCAUUCAGCUUUAGGGGUGGGUAAAUUCUUCUGA